This is a messenger RNA of Hibiscus syriacus, 642 nucleotides long. Its product is annotated as boron transporter 1-like. Gene Ontology annotation, cellular component: plasma membrane. NCBI's taxonomy places the organism in Eukaryota, Viridiplantae, Streptophyta, Magnoliopsida, Malvales, Malvaceae. The transcript has 3 exons. The record is from RefSeq and is a predicted model, not a curated record. Bases 58 to 453 code for a protein of 131 amino acids. Gene Ontology annotation, molecular function: solute:inorganic anion antiporter activity. Gene Ontology annotation, biological process: monoatomic ion homeostasis; monoatomic anion transport; transmembrane transport.
GCUUGUGCCAAUACGUUUACCCGUGUCUCUGGAGAAUUGUUCGGUCUGCUUACAGCUAUGUUGUUCAUGCAGCACGCUGUGAAAGGCCUUGUGGAAGAGUUCUGCAUUCCACGUAACGAAAACCCGAGAUUGAUGCAAACUUUACCUUCGUGGAGGUUUGCUAAUGGCAUGUUUGCUCAGGUACUGUCAUUUGGCCUUCUUCUCACCGCAUUAAGAAGCCGAAAAGCGAGGUCAUGGCGCUAUGGGACUGGUGGGCUAAGAAGCUUUAUAGCAGACUAUGGUGUGUCACUCAUGUCACUCAUUUGGACAGCAGUGUCCUAUAUACCUGCCGGAGAUGUCCCGAAAGGAAUCCCACGUCGUCUCUUCAGCCCGAAUCCCUGGUCCCCUGGUGCUUACGAAAAUUGGAAAGUCAUCAAGGCAUGUUUAACCAAGUAUAAUUGCCAAUCGAAGUAAUAUAUAUACUCUGUUUCCUUUCAGGACUAAUAAACUGACACCAGAGGAUCUCAGUCCAAUGACCGGGGAACCGAUACCUUAUAAUCUGGGGAAGAGUCCACUUAACCCGGCAUCGAGUUAAGAGGGAUACUGUUGAAUAUUUUGAUAGAUCUCUUCUUAAAAGAGUUUUUAAAAUGGUCUGGUCAUUUC